Myripristis murdjan (pinecone soldierfish) is the source of this 1922-nucleotide messenger RNA. RefSeq names its product chromatin complexes subunit BAP18. The transcript has 5 exons. The record is from RefSeq and is a predicted model, not a curated record. Gene Ontology annotation, cellular component: NURF complex; MLL1 complex. NCBI's taxonomy places the organism in Eukaryota, Metazoa, Chordata, Actinopteri, Holocentriformes, Holocentridae. Bases 295 to 834 code for a protein of 179 amino acids.
ACUGUAAAUGCAGCAUGAGCCAGUCGGCUGUGUCUGGUGAGCUGUGUGCUGAGGCUGACAGGGAUGUAGUCAAACCAAACGCCGUGCCACUGGAAACAUGCUCCACACUGGUCACUCUCUGGGUUUGUUUGUGGCAUCAGCGCUGAGAUUAGAGGUUCCUCCGAUAUCUGCCUGCUGAGUCUGGAGGAUCUGUGGAGGCUAAACCAGCUAGCCAGCAAGCACGCUAGCUAGUUAGCAUCUUAGCUGUGAUUCAGCCCCGUUCAACACAUCUCUGUUACACCGCAAUUCAAAAGAAUGACCUCAGCCUCCACCAAAGUUGGGGAGAUCUUUUCUGCAGCAGGAGCUGCCUUCACCAAACUAGGAGAGCUCACCAUGCAGCUCCACCCAGUUGCUGACUCCAGUCCUGCAGGAUCCCAACUCUGUCUCCCCCCCAGCGCUCAGAUGAAGAGCACGGUGAAAAGGAAGCUGUACGAGGAUGGUGGCGUGCCUGACCCCUCUGACGGGCCCAAGAAGGUUAUCAAGAAGGCUACCGCUGCCGUCGCCAUGGCAACCCAGGGUGCCCCGACCGUCAUCUCCGUGCCAACAGCUCAGGUUGUCAUGGCAACGGGGCUCCAGGGCCCCUCCUCCGGCCAGCCACCUAUGAAGAAGCAGAAGACUGCAGAUGUGACACUUAGUGCUCUGAAUGACUCAGAUGUCAACAGUGAUUUGGUCGACAUCGAGGGACUCGGUGAGGGUUCCAACUCCAAAAAACUCAACAAUUUUGAUCAAGAUAACCUGAAUUUAGACUCCAGUCUCAUCAUGAAUCCCAGUGACCUUCCUCUCCUCUCCCGUUAAUCUUUCACUUCCUGUGGUUGUCUUUGCUUGGGGGGUAUCCCGCUCUGUGGCUCUUGUUGUGCUGGGUCUAUCAGGGUUGUAUUUGGAUCAUGUAAAACUUUACUUUUUUCUACUUUAUUACUCUUGAUGUCAAUGUGUCCUUCCUUAGCUUUCACUUUCUGGAAAAGUCCAGAAAAUCUCACAUAUAAAGGACUGAUUUUAGUCAGCAACAAAGCUGUUCUGAGAUUCAUUCUUCUCGUUUUUAAAGAGAAUCCAGUGAUGCAGACAAACUUCUGGAGGUCUUGCAACAACUGCAUCUAGAAGAUAAAACACUCCUGUUCGGCCUUCCUUCCUCAUCCAGAUGCAUCUAUGUUGUAUAGAGAAAGCUCUAGAAAAUGAGAAGGCAGAUGUUUGCCUUCAGUAUGUAAAUAUUAGUAUUUAAUAGUAUUUUUUUUUUUUGUUUGUUUAAUUCAUGUUGACACAUUUUGCAAACUCAUUGUACUGCCAGAUGUUAACAUGAGCCAUGAGUGUAGUCCAAAAUAACACGAGAGCAGGUCAGUAUGAGCGAUGAUUUAUGUUUUGUAAGUAAAUUGUCGAAAUUCUUUCCUUCCUCGGAUCUUGAUAGAAAGUCUCCUGAAGGUUACAAGAUAGGGAAUUUUUUUAGACAGUCAAAACAAAAAAUUGUGUCCUUCAGUUUUGAAGAGUUGUAGUUUUAGGACCACAGUUGACUCUUGCCCAUCACAGUGUGGUAAGGUGCAACCACAUAACCAUGUUCUGUUCAAGCCACAAGCCUUUCAGCAUUUUGGAUUAACCACAAACAUGUUAGUGAUUAUUAACAUCUUGGGUAAAGGCCAGUCAAGUUAUUUGUGUCCUCUGAUUAAAAAUUCUGUUUGAUCUGCUGCCUUUAAAGGUGUACAACCCCAUGACAGACGUGGUUUGGUGGAGGCUUUGCUCUUAGAAAGGGAGUGACUGUGGAAUAGAUGCUCUAUUGAAUGCUGUUAAAUAAAACAGAUUUUUACAUUUUAAUAAAUCUGAUUUGGUCCAGGACUCUUUAAAUUAAAGUGCCAUUAGGGUUUUUCUCUUAAUGUAACUAAAUGCUGCUACUAUCG